This is a messenger RNA of Diospyros lotus (date-plum), 2912 nucleotides long. Its product is annotated as pentatricopeptide repeat-containing protein At3g51320. Gene Ontology annotation, biological process: RNA modification. The transcript has 2 exons. The record is from RefSeq and is a predicted model, not a curated record. The annotation marks the transcript as partial. Gene Ontology annotation, molecular function: protein binding; RNA binding. Lineage: Eukaryota; Viridiplantae; Streptophyta; Magnoliopsida; Ericales; Ebenaceae.
CACAGUACAGUAUCAGCAGAAACUAGCUUGCAGGUGAAUGGCAAGAGUCUUCAGUGGACAACUGAUCCGUUUCAGAAGCCCUUUUCUGUCUCACUCCAUAUCUACUCUUCUUCUUCUUCUUCUUCUUCAACUUCUUCCUCAUAUCGAUCCUCUACAUCAUCGAAUUGGGCUCCCGAAAAUCGAACUCUCCGUUCGUAUCACCGGGCUCUGAAACUCCUCAAGCCUUGUCGCAGUAUGAGACAGCUGUAUCAAAUCCAAGCGCAUUUGAUCACUCGUGGUUUUUUCCAAGACCCAUUUGUGGCCGGCGUGGUUUUGAAGUGUGCAUCUAAUUUUGGUGAUCUCAAUUAUGCUGUCUUGGUUUUUCGAUGUAUUAAAUCCCCGGAUACGUUUUGUGUAAAUACUGUUAUCAAGGCCUACGCGUGCAGCAAUAUCCCACACCAAGCCGUGGUUUUCUAUUUUGAAAUGCUGACAGAUGGGUUUGUCCCCAAUAGUUUUACUUUCCCUCCAUUGAUAAGUUCUUGUGCCAAGGCGGGUUGGGUGAAAUCCGGGCAAAUUUGCCAUGCGCAAGCUACGAAGAAUGGCGUUGAUCGUGUGUUGCCAGUAGAGAAUUCGCUGAUUCAUUUGUAUGCCUGUUGUGGGAGUAUUGAUUUUGCUAGGCGCGUGUUUGAUGAAAUGUCUGUGAGGGACUUGGUAUCUUGGAACUCAAUUGUCGAUGGGUUUGUUAAAGUUGGUGAAGUGGGCAAAGCACAUGAGAUAUUUGACUCAAUGCGCCAGAGGAAUGAGGUUUCUUGGAAUAUCAUGAUUACGGGGUAUUUGAAUAUUAGAAACCCUGGUUGGUGUUUGAAGUUGUUUAGGGAAAUGGUUAAGACAGGAUUGAGAGGCAGUGGCACAACUUUCGUGAACUUGCUAACUGCUUGUGGUAGGUCAGCUAGAUUGAAGGAAGGAAGAUCCGUUCAUGGUUUUCUCAUCAGGACAUUGCUAAAGUCAAGUUUGAUCAUUCACACAGCCUUGAUAGAUAUGUAUAGUAAGUGCAAAAGGGUGGAUGUUGCCAAACUAGUUUUUGAUAAUAUGCCAGAGAGAAAUUUGGUUUGUUGGAAUGCAAUGAUUUUGGGACAUUGCAUUCAUGGGAAUCCAGAAGAUGGACUCAAUCUUUAUGGAAAAAUGGUAGAGAAAACUUGCUCAAUAAAUAGAGAAGUUGAUUGUAACACUAAUGUAAAUACAAAUGAAAAGCAGGGACAUUUUCCAGAUGAAACUACCUUUAUCGGUGUAUUAUGUGCUUGUGCUCGUCGAGGGCUCUUGACAGAGGGGAAAAACUACUUCAGCCAAAUGAUUGACUUGUUUAAUAUACAACCAAGUUUUGCCCAUUAUUGGUGCAUGGCUAAUCUCUUUGCCAGGGUUGAUCUACAGCCCGAGGCAAUGGAAAUCUUAAGGAACAUGUCUGUCAGUGAGAACAUGUCAUCUGAUUCCCCAUCAUGGGCUACUUUGCUUGGUUCAUGCCGUUUCCAGGGAAAUGUUAUUUUGGGGGAACAAAUUGCAAAAGCAUUAAUUGAGUUAGAGCCAGAAAAUCUUUCAUGUUAUGCAUUGCUGUUCAAUAUAUAUGCUAUAGCAGGUCGAUGGGAGGAUGCAAAUAGGAUGAAGCAGAUUUUCAAGGAGCUAGGGGUUAACAAGAUACCAGGUUGCGGUCUCUUCGACUUGAUGGAAAUUGUUCACAACUUAAAGGUAGGAAAUAAAUUGCAUGUGCAGGAGAUCAGCAUACCGAUGGUUGGAUUGGUUCAUCAUUUGAGCUUGUCGUCCAAUGAUUCUAAAAGAUCACCUUGAACAAAAUAGAAACUGGAGAUAAUGUCUGAAUGGGAAAUCAAAGCCUGGUUUCUGCUUAUCUCACGUCAGUGGAGCUGUGAGAAGUGUCUUCUUAUUGUUGAAGUAUUUUGAUAAACCACGAUACUUAUAUGACCAUCCUGAAAUUGGAGAUGAUGUAAAGGUAUAAAUGUUGCUUUUAAGGCCUUAUUCAAGAAGUUAUUCUUUGUCAAAAGAAACAAGGAGAAGCAGAAACCACUCACUGAGCUAAAGCGAUAAGGGCUCUCUGUUUUCUGACCUUAGUACUGAUUUGUGCAAAAUGCUGCAUGACGUUGGCCAAACUGGUUCAAAAGGCAAACCUUGUCAGAUCUCCAAUUUGGUGCAACUGCUGCACAAGACAGCAAGAUGGGGUGCUAUUUGCUUCCCCUGGAAACAGCAGAAGCCAGCUUCAUGAGGCCAUGAUUACCAUGUUACCCAACAGCAGAGAUAUGGUUCAGUUGGUUUAUAGAAUGACGAGAAUGGGUCUGCUGUUAUGGGAGAUGUACUGCUAAUUGACAACUACUGGCCUGCUGCAGCGUCAUAUAUACUCUGGAUGCAAGAGUCAAUGGGAGGCUUCAUCACUGUAUUGCUUACACCUUCUGCUUGCAGCUGAACUGUGGUGAUGACUGGGACUAGACCUUGCUUGAAGGAGAACUUUCUUAAUAUUCUGGUGCAAAAGUGAUCCUGCAGAAGCGAUUGGUUUCAUUCUGAACCUUAGGGAAGAAUAUUCUGCCUUUAACAUCCAGAUAAUAAUUGGCUUAACUAGGUGAGACAGUCAUACGUGACAUGAAGUGAAUAUAUGCACCUAUUUGUUAGCAUAAUCUACUUGCUGACGCUGAUUCAACCACUCCCCUCCAGUUUAGAGGUUUCUGCAUCUGGUCUAGGUGCAGUUUGAUUUAUAUAAAAAAGGGCAUCCCUGGUGCAUGGGGCUCUCCAUUUGUAUUUAUACACAACCUUUGCCUUUUUCUUUUUUUUUUUUCAAAGAGACUUUUUUCACAACUUGAACCUGUUGACCUUCUAGUAAAAAUUGAGCAACCUUACCAUUGCUACCAAAGCACGUCUUUAUAUAGUUUUAUUUA